Messenger RNA from Didymodactylos carnosus, 969 nucleotides. NCBI's taxonomy places the organism in Eukaryota, Metazoa, Rotifera, Eurotatoria, Philodinida, Philodinidae. The record is from the annotation of a GenBank genome assembly.
AUGUCAUCUAUUGUUUCCAAAAGUGUUGAAAUAUUAUCCACUUUAUCGUUAGCGUUCAUUUAUUCAAUAUAUGGAAUAUUUUUAAGUAUUCUAAAAUUAUAUAAAAUCGGGCCAAAACGUUUUUUUAAUAAAAUUGAACGAUCAAAACCACCUAGACGAGCACUUGACAGCGAUUAUGGUACACAUGAGAUGAUGAAACUAAAAACUUCUGGUAUAACUUUACAUUAUGUAUCAAAAGGAUCAUCAAAUCAACCGCUGAUUGUUGUGGCAAUUGAUCAGAGAGGUUAUGGGUUAAGUUCAAAAUUACCGUCUGUAUCCGAUUACCGCGCUGAAGUGUUAGCGGCUGAUAUAGCUGAUAUGAUUCAACAAUUGGGUCAUUCUUGUAUUUUGGUGGGCCAUGAUUGGGGCGGUGCUAUCUGUUGGAUGGCAGCACAGAUAUAUCCACAUUUGAUUGAAAAAUUGAUUAUUAUGAAUUGUCCUCAUCCUCAAGCAUUUCGUACGACCAAAUCAUUUGCACAAAUUCGUCGAUCUUGGUACAUGUUUUUUUUUCAAUGUCCAGUAAUUCCAGAAAUAUUUAUUCACUCAGAUGAUUUUUCAUUCCUUGAAGAAGCGAUGGUAGAACAACCAAUGGGAAUAGUUAAUUCCAAUAAUAUUGAAAAAGAAGAUCUAGAAGUUAUGAAAUAUUCAUUUGCACAAAAAGGUACAGUAAAAGCAGCAAUUAAUUAUUAUCGCGCAUCAUUUCGAUAUAGAUCAAAACAUUCCGUUCACGAACCUAUUACCGUUCCUACAUUGCUCAUAUGGGGCGUUUUGGAUCAAGCUCUUGGUGAAGAAUUAGCUGAUGCAUCCACAAAUUAUUGUCAUGACAUUCGCUUAAAAAAGAUUCCAAAUGCUAGUCAUUGGGUUCAACAGGAUGUACCAGAUCUUUGUCACAAGUAUAUGGAUGAAUUCUUAAAUGAAGAAACAAACUAA